Scylla paramamosain (green mud crab) is the source of this 1420-nucleotide messenger RNA. RefSeq lists its product as uncharacterized. The record is from RefSeq and is a predicted model, not a curated record. The coding region runs from base 271 to 1251 and encodes 326 amino acids. Lineage: Eukaryota; Metazoa; Arthropoda; Malacostraca; Decapoda; Portunidae. The transcript is spliced from 2 exons.
GGAGGCAGUAGCGCCUGAACCACCUAAGAGAGUAGACGUGCGCACUUCACAUCUCUCGCUACGCCUUGCCUUGCCUCCCUUCCACCCCGGGCUUCUGAAGGGGCAGCUCUAAGCACACAGUGAAGGAGGGCGUGUGUUUGUCGGUGCGCGUGCGUGACUGGGGGAUUACUGUGAGGUGGUGUGGCGAGGGGCGACCAGCACAACCCUCGCCCAGGUGUUAAUAUUAAACUCUCAAGGAUAUAGCUCCUGGCAGCACGUUCUGUGGCCACGAUGCAGUGCCUGUGGAGGAUGUGGGCAGCCAGCGUGGUAGUUGCCGCAGUGGUGGUGGCUGGAGUGCAAGGUGAGGAGGAAUGGGAGUGGAGACACAGCAGGAAGGCUUCCAGUAUCCCAGGAUAUGUGGAGCCCACCACCAGCACCUCCACCUCCACCACAACCACCACACCCCCUGUCACCACCUUCCAUCCUGCCUUCUCUACAGAGCAGCGCAGCCGCACCAUGUUCCGAGGGGCCUCUGCCAACCCUUAUUUCCUGAUGAUGGUGGGCACACACCGGCAGCCACAUGACGGCACCACCAAGAGCCGUGUGGUGGUGGACACGCCCCUGGAUGAGGAUGGGCCCGAGCCCCUGGUUCUGGGUGACACCUAUACCACCGUGGACCGCCUGCAGAGUGCACGGGGAGCCCCACCCCGGCUGCCCCGCCCACAGAAACACCUGCUGGGAGGACUCCACCCAGAUGAGGUGUUUUAUGCCAAUGAUGACCUGCUCAUCACCAGGGGAGGAGGCUUCCAUUCUGAAGUCUUCCAGGAACCCUCACAGCUCCUUCAUGAAGACGACAUUGCCAAGGAGAAGGACACCCUCACCAAGACGAGUCCCAUCAUGUCCCUGCCUCCAUCUCCAGAUCAGGAGUACAAUGGCAACAUCCCCAUCAUCCUGCCACCACCCACACAGACUCGCACCAAGCCCAUCUCCUUCCUGGUGGGAGGCGCCUCCAAGAGCAACUAUGUGCUGGUGCCCUACGUGUACCCCCAGGCCUACACCAAGGUGGUCCACACAUACCCUUCCCAAAUCACAUACAGGUACAGGUACUACCAAAACCCAGCCAUGUUGCAGGCUGUGGCACCCCUGGCACUGCCCCACUCUCUGGUGGGUGACACUGAUGUCAACUUCCGCCAUCCCAGGCCGCCCAUCAACCCAGACGCAGAGGUGUUUGUGCAACACCCCAACCCAACCUGGCGCCGCACAAACCUGUGAGCCUCGCUACCUCACCCCCGAGGCAGCCUUCACUCCUCCUUUGACUCUCUACACCCUACACUCCACUCCAGGCUCAUUCAUUUCCUCUCAUCUCAAUUUUGUACAAAGGCUACUGUAAUAAUAUAUUAGUGUGUCUAUAUCUAUUAUAUAAUAAAUAUAUAUGUUAUAA